AUGGUUACCCUUACCGAAGUCGAGGACGAGCACUUCCAGGAGCACCCUGGUGCCCAGUACGAGGACGAUGAGGACUACACGGAUACCGAGUCUGAAAUCUCCAACGACUCCGAUUUUGAUGCCACCGACGAGACCUUCGCCGAGCGCCUCUACGCCCUCCGCGACAUCGUACCCCCCAAGACCCGCGGCUGGAUCGCCGACAGCGCGAGCUCCAUCUCCAACCGUGCCUGGAGCGUCAUGUCCUUUGGCGGCAAGAGCGCAUGGGUCAUAACCACCUCCAUUCUCUUCCUCGGCGUUCCCUUUGCGCUGUCCUUCCACGAGGACCUGCAAUACGCCGCCAUGGAGCAAGAGUACAACAUGCGCCAGAGCGGCGGCGAUAUGCUGACGGGCGGCGCCGAGGACCAGAGCACCGCUGACAAGGUCGGCGCUGCUCUUGCCGCCGAGGGCCAGGCCAAGCCUGCGCUGUAA
This is a messenger RNA of Akanthomyces muscarius, 468 nucleotides long. RefSeq lists its product as uncharacterized. Lineage: Eukaryota; Fungi; Ascomycota; Sordariomycetes; Hypocreales; Cordycipitaceae. Gene Ontology annotation, biological process: intracellular protein transport. Gene Ontology annotation, cellular component: mitochondrial outer membrane. The record is from RefSeq and is a predicted model, not a curated record. Bases 1 to 468 code for a protein of 155 amino acids. The transcript has 2 exons.